Dracunculus medinensis (Guinea worm) is the source of this 1539-nucleotide messenger RNA. NCBI's taxonomy places the organism in Eukaryota, Metazoa, Nematoda, Chromadorea, Rhabditida, Dracunculidae. The record is from the annotation of a GenBank genome assembly.
AUGUUAAAGCCAAGUGCCCAAUUACGCGAUUUGGAUUUAGUGCAAUGGUUAAACAAUAAAUUAGGUGAUAAUAACGAAUUAUGGUGUGGACAACAAGCAGCAUCACUCAUUUCAAGAGAAAUGCUUGUCGAACUAGAAACUUGUUUUCAAUCUCUUGAAACCCAUGUUAAACUUAAAAUUGUGCUCGCAUUGCCCCAUCUUUCUCAUCGUCUCAUGACUAUGUGGAGGGAUCCGUUAAUGAAUUUGUUAAAUUUGGCGAGGAGAGAUGCGGAUGAUUGGAUCGAAACUGUUUCAUAUUUAUAUAGAGAUUUUCCUUCACAUAAAUGUAUCACACCUUUGGUCGAACCAACAUCAUAUUUUUGUCGAACAUUGGAGGAAUUAAGAAAAACAAUUAAAAAACAUAAAGAAGCAAAGAAUUUGAAAUUGCUGCCACCUGCUAUGCAUUAUGUAUCUGAAGCAGCAAUAAAGGCGCGCUUCGGUAUUGAAAAUGUUGAUGCGACCAAGUAUUUUAACUUAAGAAAGCCUGCCAAAUCUCAUUCUUUAAAGACUGAUCUUAUUAGAUCGGCAGAAUCCGGAGUUAAUUCAACAAAAAUUCAAAAAACUACUGUUGUUGCGCCAAGUUUCCCAAUUCGAAUGCGAAGCACUGUUCGCAAGCCUAAUAAUGAUUUACCUAUGCGUGGAAUUCCUUCUGUAAAUACGUGCAAGAUGUCAGCGGGAUUUACAAAUGAACCUCGCAAACGUCCACGUCAAUUAGUUAAACGAGAAGGUGGUGCUAAAUUAAUUGAUAUAGAUGAGAUUCCGCAAGCUCUUAAAAUUCGUAGACGUGAACAAGCUGCUGAAGAGAAAGCGAAAAAAUUGCAAGAAAAAGAAGAAAAAAAGCGACUGCAAGCUGAAAAAGCUGAUGCUGAAAAGGAAGCUCGUCGUACAGCAGCAUCAGUGAAGACGGAACCUUCGAAUCUUCGAUCCAAAAGUCCUGUUUUAAAAGAGGAUAUGCCAUCAACUUCGGUAUCGACGACUGCAACUACUACUACUACACCGUCUAACUCAAAUACAGCUCAGUCAUUUGAUGCAUCUGUGCCCACCGAACUUCCGUCUUAUGCAAAUGUACGCGAGCGCCCAACAAUGGAUUUAGAACCAGCAUCAUUUGCCUUAUUAACUCGAUUGGAUCAGCGAGAAACUAUCGCACGGCGGCAAUGCGAAGAAAUGCUAAGUACUGCGAAUGUAUUAGAUGUUCAAGGUCAUAGGAUGGUUACGGCUUUUAUGUCAGGAAAUAAAGUACAUCCAUUUCCUCACAUGGGUGAUGUUGUGACCUUAAAACUUUCUGAAACAUAUGAAGAUGAAUUGCGCGAAGAUGGUCGAAAUCAAAGAUAUCGAGUGGAAACAUACUUUCAGGUCAGUUCUGAAAUAUUGCAGAUGGACUAUCGAACAGGCGAAUGGAAACGACUGAGGAAAACUCGAGCACUUCGACCGGAGGAAGUUGAAUCGCUUAAUUUAAUGCAAUAUACUUUUACUCCAAAUGGCAAUAGUCGAUCGUCAUAG